This is a messenger RNA of Elephantulus edwardii (Cape elephant shrew), 129 nucleotides long. It is a transcript of the gene LCE6A, whose product is annotated as late cornified envelope 6A. Lineage: Eukaryota; Metazoa; Chordata; Mammalia; Macroscelidea; Macroscelididae. The transcript has 2 exons. The record is from RefSeq and is a predicted model, not a curated record. The coding region runs from base 1 to 129 and encodes 42 amino acids.
AUGUCACAGCAGAAGCAGAGAUCUUGUGAACCACCAGAUGCUCCCAAAUGCACCACUCCCCAGUGCUCAGGCCCUGGUCAAGCCUCCUGCUGCAGCCCCAAUUCAGGAGGCAAACUUGAAACAGAAUGA